AUGAGAAUUUUCCUUUUUUUAUUUAAUUUUUUUUUCUAGAGAGAGAGGGAAGCGAAGAGAGGAAACCAAAUUAGGGCAAAAAUUGCGUGCGAUUUUUGUUUCUCUUCACUGCGUCUGAUGAGUUUCACUUUUCUUCGUCGUGUUUCUCUUUGAUUUUGCGGCUUUGCUAGAACAAAUUAGGGUUCUUACAAUCUGAUGAAGGACCCGUCACCGAAGAGGAAGGUGGUUGUACGGCACUUACCGCCUUCGCUUUCUCAGUCCGAUCUCUUAUCCCAAAUCGAGCCUCGUUUCGGUGAUCGUUACUAUUGGUUUUCCUUUCGUCCUGGGAAGUCCAGCUAUAAGAAUCAGAAGUUUUCACGGGCCUACGUCGGUUUCAAGGCACCAGAAGAUGUUUAUGAGUUCGCUGCAUUUUUCAACGGGCAUGUGUUUGUUAAUGAAAAGGGUGCUCAGUUCAAGGCCGUAGUUGAAUACGCACCUUCACAGCGUGUGCCGAAACCAUGUGACAAGAAAGAUCCUCGUGAAGGGUCUAUUAGCAAAGACCCUGACUAUCUGGAGUUCCUUAAGCUAAUUGCUCAACCUGUUGAGAAUCUUCCCAGUGCUGAAAUCCAGUUGGAAAGAAGAGAAGCUGAGCAGUCUGGCGCUGCAAAACCGGCUCCCAUUGUUACCCCUCUUAUGGAAUUUAUACGUCAAAAACGUGCUACUGUGACUGGAUCCCAGGGCAUAUUAGAUGUUCGAAGAGGAGGUAGAAGAGCCAGAGCGGUCUCUGCAAACAAGCCAAGUUCAAGGCCCUCGAAACGAAAUUCUGAAAAGAAAAAGUAUGUGGAAAAAGACACUUCAAAAAGCCUUCUUCGGAAGGCUACAUCAGACAUUGGUGGCUCCAAGCAAGAUAUUCAUCAGCCAAAUUCAAGUGGAAAGGACAUACCAGCAACUGAAACCGUUAAUCAAUCAGCUGCUAUAGCCUCUGUCAUGGAUAGCUCUCUCCCAGGAAUUGCAUUGACUAUGGAUUCUGGGAAGAAAAAGAUUUUACUCCUGAAAUCGAAAGACAGAGACAAUCCUGGUAACACUCCACCACAACCGGAACAGCAGAUGGAAACUAAUCUUUCCGGAAGCUCCUCAGCUUCAAGACAGAAUCAGAAGAGUGAUCUUGGUGGAAGGUUGAUCAAGGGAAUACUUCAGAAGAAUGAGCUGCGACCAAGCCAGUCUUCAUCUUUUGUCCAGUCUGAGCAAAGAGUGGAACCCUCAGAAGCAGAAAACUUUAAGCGACCUCCUCGGCCAGCCAACACUCGAGCAGGGAAAGACUAUCAUGUUUCUGGUACCAAUAGUGAGAAGCAAGAGAGGCGUACAAGAAACAAGGACAGACCUGAUCGUGUUGUGUGGGCUCCUCUUCGUCGUGGUGAUGGGUCUAGCGAGGAUCAACCGUCAACUUCAGCAGCAAACAAUGGAGAAGUGAAAGAGAGGAUAUUAUUGCAAAGAUCUGGAGAAUUGGUGAACUCCUCUGGUGGGCACUCUCUUGAGAAUGGUUCUGCUAGACAUUCUAGUCGCCGUGUUGGAGCUCGCAAUAGAAAAGAAGACGGGUUUGGGGUGACUGGUGAGGGUAAACCAUCCCGGAGAGGAGGUGGUGGUGGUCCUAAUUCACAGGAGAAGCAAAUGUGGAUCCAGAAAUCAUCCACGGGUACUUGAUAUAUUCACUUAACAACAUAUGGCUUUAUAUAUCAGCCGUUCCAAUGGAUUUUUUCCUUCAACGGGAAUCUAUAAAUCUCAAUCGAAAUGGGGAGUAACACUAUCAACAUCACUCGGGUUUUUGGGGACUUUUGGUCCAGCGUCGUAAGUCGUAGUAUUUGCACAUAAAAAAGGCCCUUCUCAAAGUAGGAAUCAGCUCAAGGAUUUAUGAGUUUGAGACAAGAAAGACUCAGUUGCUACUGCCUUUGAAGGCUCUAGCGGUUCACGGUACCUGCACCCCCCUUUUGACUUGUGCUGUGCUACGGACAAGUGGGUGAGAAGUGAGAACUUACUCCCGAGUCUGAGUAAUGAAAUAAAGUCAAAGUGUAUAGGGAAGCAGGAAACACUGUGGUUUUAUUUUGGGUUCCUGAGAGGUCUUUGAAACGUGAUUUCAGGAUUUAACCAUAAUAGUUUGAUUACUGUGAAGUAAACUUCUUCUUGCUAAGUAAUAUUUUUCAUGUGGAAGUCGGUUAUUUCAGCUGAUUGUUUUUCUUAAUAACUUAUUCCA
This is a messenger RNA of Eutrema salsugineum, 2227 nucleotides long. Its product is annotated as regulator of nonsense transcripts UPF3. The transcript has 13 exons. Gene Ontology annotation, cellular component: nucleolus; cytoplasm. Gene Ontology annotation, biological process: positive regulation of translation; nuclear-transcribed mRNA catabolic process, nonsense-mediated decay. The record is from RefSeq and is a predicted model, not a curated record. Lineage: Eukaryota; Viridiplantae; Streptophyta; Magnoliopsida; Brassicales; Brassicaceae. Gene Ontology annotation, molecular function: mRNA binding. Bases 196 to 1680 code for a protein of 494 amino acids.